Messenger RNA from Solea solea (common sole), 1807 nucleotides. RefSeq names its product chromosome 13 C1orf43 homolog (gene ltap1). Gene Ontology annotation, biological process: phagocytosis. The transcript has 7 exons. The coding region runs from base 241 to 1020 and encodes 259 amino acids. The record is from RefSeq and is a predicted model, not a curated record. NCBI's taxonomy places the organism in Eukaryota, Metazoa, Chordata, Actinopteri, Pleuronectiformes, Soleidae.
GACGUCGACCUAGCCGUACCAGUCACGUGACCACCGCGGAAGUCAACAAAUCAGCAGACAGCGACAUGAAACAACCGAAAUCACUUUUGCUAACUUCUUCUGUCCCGUGUCAUGUUUAACGUCAGCCUCGUGCGGUUUAGUCACGACUGCCUAAAUGUAAGAGUGAGCUGUUACAAACAUCACAUGCGCUGAACUGUCGUGUUUAUGUUAGUUUAGAGGGAAAAAAGGAACCCUUUCAAAAUGCGGAAUGACUCUCUGCUCUCCAGCAUUAAUGUGGUGCUGGUCAUGGCCUACGGAAGCCUGAUUUUUGUUUUGCUGUUUAUCUUUGUCAAAAGACAAAUUAUGCGGUUCGCCGUGAAGUCUCGGAGAGGACCACACGUCCCCCUCGGCCACAAUGCACCUAAAGAACUAAGACAACAAAUUGAAGCCAAACUUUGCCAGGUCCAGAAAAUCCACUUUGAGCCUCGUCUGCUGUCCCCAGAUGAUGACCGGCUAAAGCGGAGAGAGACUGGUUCCUAUGACAACCUGUACAGGAUGAAAGCCCUGGAUGCCAUCAGAGACACUGAUCUUCCUUUCCAUGAGCUGGGUGGGACGUCCGCUGCUGUGACGGGGAAAAGAUUUCGCACCUGGCUUCUGGAGCUACGGAAUUCUCACUGCAUGUUCCGAGACAGCCAAAUCUCGCUCAUUGACAAAGUGCUGGAUGGGUACAGUAAAGCCCGCCAUGGAGCUGAGGCUUUUGGUGAAGCUGAGUUUUUAAACUACCAGGAAGCUCUCAAUGAACUGGCCACUAUUGUGAAGUCUCAAAGUAGCAGAAGCAGCAGCAGCAGCACUCUGAUCCAGAACCACCAGUCUGCAGCCAAAGACCUGACCAGCACCACAGAGCCAGCGAGUUCCGCCUCCUCCCCUACCCAAACCACCUACCUCAUAUCUUCAAUGCAGCAGCGUAGCAAGAGACCCAGGCACUUCCUCGAGCUGAAGAACUUUAAAGACAACUACAACACUCUGGACAGUACGCUCUAAAAAUGUUUGACGCCUGACCAACGGAAAGAUGAGGUGAUUUAAGCACCUGUGGGCAGUAAUGGAGUUACAGCCACUAGACAGAUUUAGAACGCCUGUACAAAAACACAGCCUUUAUACACUAACACACUUAAUUGCCUGGUUUAGUGCUUAUCAGACUACUGGCACUGCUCUUUACCUAAGUGUAGCUUAAGCAUAUAUCCUGUUUUACAGCAUGUGUUGCUAUGCUUGGCAAGAAAAGUGACUGUAGUUAUAUAUAGUCCCAAGUGUGGUUGAAUUGACCAAAACAUAAACAGAGCUAUGCGGCUAUGCAAAUGCACCAGACAAUCAGUAUUUAUUGCACAAUGUAAAGGCCUAUGCAGGUUUGUUGUGGUAACGUGACUGUAUAUUAUCAUGUUAUCGUGUUACUCUUACUACUGAUACGACUGUUAACGGUUCAUGCUCCACACUGGGGGAAAAAAAAACACAGUUUAUGUCAAUGUAUGUCUCCACUACUGUGAAUUUGCCUUAUUUUAAGCCUUAAAUGUUUGUUUUACAGAAGCCAUACUUGAUUGAUUGUGAUGAUGAAGUGCUCUUUUAAAUUAAUAAUUUCUCUCAGUGCAAUGUAAUUUAACAGUAUUCCAGUGCAUAAUGAUUAAGAGGUGUAGCAUCUGGGGUCGUUGUUCACUUAAAACUGCCUCUUUCACGUGGUAUUCAGGGUUUUCAUAGAGGCAUUGUGAUGCCUGAAGGAUUUUUAUUUUCUGUGUUGCCAUCCUCAUCAGUCGCCAUUAAAAUAAAACAGUGACAUUCA